CAGAAAUCUCCGAGGCUGGAGCGGGGCGGACCCGCAGCUCCGCCGACCGAUAAAUAGAGGCGGGCAGGGGCGGGCGGCCGCGGCGCAGCUCGCCAGGGUGCAGCUGCCUCCAGGACGGGACCGACCAUGGCACCGGCGCUGCUCUCGCUGCUCGGGCUCCUGAUUGUCUGGGGUGGGGGACAGGCCCUCGUCCCCCCCAGCGAGCUCAAGCAGAUGUCGGCAGCUGGCAGCAAAUACAUUGACACAGAGGUGGAAAACGCCAUCAACGGGGUGAAGCAGAUGAAGACCCUCAUGGACAAGAGCAGUAAAGAUCACCAAGCCAUCCUGAACACCUUGGAGGAGACCAAGAGGAGGAAGGAGGAGGCGGUGCGUCUGGCGCAGGAGAAGGAGCAGGAGCUGGCGGGGAAGCAGGAGGUUUGCAGCGAGACAAUGCAGGCGCUGUGGGAGGAGUGCAAGCCCUGCCUCAAACACACCUGCAUGCGCUUCUACUCCCGAACCUGCCACAGCGGCUCAGGACUGGUGGGGCGGCAGCUGGAGGAGUUCCUGAACCAUUCCUCACCUUUCUCCAUCUGGGUGAACGGCGAGCGCAUCGACUCGCUGCUGGAGCGGGACCAGCGGCAGGAGAAGCAGUUUGAGGACCUGGAAGAGCGUUUCGGUUUGCUGGAGGACGAGGUGGACAACAUCUUCCAGGACAGCACCCAAGUCUCCAGCCGAAUGUAUCCCUUCUUCCAACCGCCCUUCGGGGGCUUCCGCGAGGCCUUUCGCCCCCCCGUGCAGCGCGUCCGCCUCCCCCUGCGCAGCCAGAGGUUGUCCCGGGAGCUGCACCCCUUCCUGCAGCCACCCCACCACGGCUUCCACCACCUCUUCCAGCCGCUCUUCGAGAUGACACAGCGGAUGCUGGAGGAAGCGCAGGGUGGCUGGGAGCGCCCCUUGGGUGGCUUUGCCUCAGAAUCCCGUAACUUCAGUGAUGAUCGAAUGGUGUGUCGGGAGAUCCGGCGCAACUCUGCCGGCUGCCUGCGGCUGCGGGACGAGUGCCAGAAGUGCCAGGAGAUCCUCGGCGUGGACUGCGAGCAGACAGAGCCCGGGCAGAGGCAGCUGCGGGAGCAGCUGGAGGACGCGCUGCGCUUGGCCGACCGCUUCAGCCGCCACUACGACGACCUGCUCCGCUCCUUCCAAGCUGAGAUGCUCAACACCACCCACCUCCUGGACCAGCUCAACCGCCAGUUUGGAUGGGUCUCACGCUUGGCCAACCUUACCCAAGACACCGAUGGUUUUCUCCAGGUCACCACGGUCUUCUCCAAGGCUCCCAACCCCUCGGACCCCUCAGCUGCCCCUGACACGCAGGUGACGGUUCAGCUCUUCGAUUCGGAGCCGCUGUCGCUGACAGUGCCCGGGAGCAUCUCCUGGGACGACCCGCGGUUCAUGGAGACCGUGGCUGAGCAGGCGCUUGAGCACUACAAGCAAAACGUGAUAGAGUAGCUGUGCAAUGGCCCCACCGCUGCUACUGCCCCAGCUCCCUCCCCAUGCCGGACUGGGGGGGUGAAUGCCACCACUGCCCCUGCCAGGAACCCCCCGGGGGCCCCACAAACACAAGCUGAAAAUAAAGGUAGAGUCGUUGAACCUCUCCCAA
Messenger RNA from Colius striatus (speckled mousebird), 1630 nucleotides. It is a transcript of the gene CLU, whose product is annotated as clusterin. The transcript is spliced from 9 exons. NCBI's taxonomy places the organism in Eukaryota, Metazoa, Chordata, Aves, Coliiformes, Coliidae. The record is from RefSeq and is a predicted model, not a curated record. Bases 127 to 1479 code for a protein of 450 amino acids.